Strongylocentrotus purpuratus (purple sea urchin) is the source of this 913-nucleotide messenger RNA. RefSeq names its product methyltransferase-like protein 27. Bases 82 to 744 code for a protein of 220 amino acids. Lineage: Eukaryota; Metazoa; Echinodermata; Echinoidea; Camarodonta; Strongylocentrotidae. The record is from RefSeq and is a predicted model, not a curated record. The transcript has 5 exons.
CCAAGUCCAUGCUCAGAACAUGCCAGUCAGCAGCUGUUGUCCUCAAGCGCUUUAUUGGAGAAUUGGAUAUAUCACAACACAAUGUCAAUGGCGACUGGUGAAGAUGAUUUACAUUGGAAGAAUUUGUAUUCUGCAACCUCUGGGGAUCUUGAUCUAAAGCGCCUUGAGGAAGCCUACAAGGGAUGGUCAGAGACAUAUGAUGAGGAUCAGGUCAAAAUGAAAUUUAACGGCCCUCAUCAAGCAGCACAAAAACUGUCCAGCUUGAUGGCAGAUAAAAGCAAGAAGAUCCUAGACGUGGCUUGUGGAACUGGAGGGGUCGGCAAAGAGCUUCAUUCACAAGGCUAUGUGAAUAUAGAUGGUGUUGAUCUGGUUCAGGACAUGCUCACUCAUGCGGAACAAACAGGAGUAUAUUCCCGACUCGAGGCUUGUGACGUCAUAGGUCAAGGGAUUUCUUGUCCGGAUGGUACCUAUGACGCUAUCGUGUGUGUAGGGGCAUUCAACCAGGGGAAUAUAACACAAGCAGUGUUUCCAGAACUGCUCCGGGUAGCAAAGAAAGGUUGUAUCAUUUUGAUUGUUAUGCGAGAGGCAUUCGUCUACACCUGUCCCGACUUCAAGAAUGGUCAACUCGACACGGACAUUCUCAUGCGUGCUCAGAACGGAAUCUGGAAAUAUACCCUACGUGAAACAGUCCCUAAAUUCAUUGGGGAUUUAUCUGGUCUUCUUUAUGCGAUGGAAGUCCAGUAAUAUCUUCGUGUUCCACAGUUUAUAGAUGAGGCUACCCUGUAUAAACAAGACAUAUUAUUAUUAUUAUUAUUAUUAUUAUUAUUAUUACUCAUGUUGCAUAAAGAGAUGUCGAUUGCAAAUAGUAUUCUAUCAACAGGUUUCAAUAAAUGUGUAUAGAAUAAUUUUGUCA